AUGUCACCAAGCCAGUGGGGAGAUGAAACCUCCCACGGAAGUACAGCCGGCAUGGAAGAGGAUCCUCUAAAUAAGGCCGCGGACGAUGUAUAUAAUUGUGCAAUAUCGUUGCUGAACAGCGGCGUCAGUAUUCGCGCCCUCACCAGCCUGUGCUGGUCGAUUUUGGAGUCGAAGGGCGAGGAAGGCCGUUUUCUCUCCUGGAUGCCCACGACUGAGGAAGAAAUGCGUAAAUUCUUCCGCCCGACCAGCAAGGAGCGUGACGCGGGGGAGUUGGCGUUCAACAAAAGCAUGAUGAACUAUAUUGUCCAAUCCAACACGGCUAGGAAAGCGGUAAGCGGCGAAGAGUCGAAACAAAGUAGCGACGCUUACUACGGUCUUAUGUUUGACAUGGUAACUAUGACUGCCGGUCAACUUAUUGACUACUUUGUCUUCCACCUUCCUGGGCAAGACAAGUCCCCGUUCUACGAGGACGAGCUCCGGGAAUUUGACGACCGUGGCCUAACCUAUUGGGGCCGCAACUGGCAGAGAACCGUGUUUGGAGGCACUAUCAAAAGCUUCGCGGAGGAGGACCAUUACUUACAGCACAAACAAAGCGGGACCUUGGUUCUGUGCAUCCCAGACGAUAAGAUCAAGACUCGAGAAAGAAACUGGAUCAUCGAUAAGAGUGCAAUUCAGGAGGUUGUUGACUAUAAACAUGAAUUUGACAUGCCUUUGGCGCUACCCCUUUCCACAAGAAACAUGAGAGAACUGGGGUUCAUACCGAGCCGAGACCAGUCGAUGGACAAGAUCAGACACGACACUGCCAUGAAGCGCGUAGAAUCCAAGAAGGCCAAGGCGACCAAAACGAAAUCAAAAUCUUCGGACGGGCACGCCAGUACCAAGGACCGCCAGAUGAUUGUCAAACCUCGCCAACAAGCGUUAUCUGAAGUGAACGAGCGCUCCGAGUUGGUCAUUACUCCUCCACCUCUACCUUCUCGUUCCCGCCCUCGUUCCCGUUCUCGUCCCCAGCCUUCUCGCCGUCGCGACGAUGGAUACGGUCGAUCACGAGAUCGGUCAUCUGCCGGGGGACAUAGUGCCAUAGAACCGGAGGCUUAUAUUGAAGCCCAGCCUCCAGUAUCGCCGGCAGGAACACCAAUGGGCAGUUACUAUGGUUCUCGACCGUACACAUACAUGGCACACCCAUCCCACCCAGAGACAUAUGUCGAACACUCACCACAAUCGGCGCCGUACAUGGGUCAACCGUAUCAGACGGAGGAGUAUUUUCCUCCAACUGGGCGUGAUUUCCUACCUCGUCGUAGGGUGACUAAACGCUACGGGCCUUGA
Messenger RNA from Dichotomopilus funicola, 1323 nucleotides. RefSeq lists its product as uncharacterized. The record is from RefSeq and is a predicted model, not a curated record. Lineage: Eukaryota; Fungi; Ascomycota; Sordariomycetes; Sordariales; Chaetomiaceae. Bases 1 to 1323 code for a protein of 440 amino acids. The transcript is spliced from 4 exons.